Messenger RNA from Chara braunii, 1535 nucleotides. NCBI's taxonomy places the organism in Eukaryota, Viridiplantae, Streptophyta, Charophyceae, Charales, Characeae. The record is from the annotation of a GenBank genome assembly.
CGAUAUUCGCACCUCAUUCUUAUAUCUUCUAAGAAGAUCUCUGCAAGACCUGAGGAGCAGCAGGGAUUGGGAAAACGCUGUCUUACCACAAAACCUUGCUGCUUCGCGGAACAGUAAAUGCGAUCUGCUCUUUAUCGAAACCUGAAGGGGGGAUGCUGUUUGCGAGAUAGUAGAGCGGGAGCAGGCACUACUGGAACCCACUGAAAGCCUCUGGGAAUUCCAGCUUUAAUUUGUUUGCGUUGCCGGUCCCGUGGUGUGGGACCAGCGCAAUUGCGAUCGCAUCCUCCAUUGUAACGUCGUCCCAAGAUGGCAGCCAAGCGAGUCUCUGUCCUUGCAAUCCGUUGUCAAGGCAUGAUGGGUAGGCUGCUGAAGAAGCCGAAUUGUUCGUAUCCGAAGGGUUUUUACGCGUUCCAUGUGGAGCCAGAAGAAGCUUGUUUGCAGCAGCAAGCUGUUGCAUUGAGUGAACAAAUCUCCUCAAGGCAUAAUUUGAGGACACAGCGAUAUGGUCCCGGGCAGUGUCGUGGAGUGGCGGACAACUCUCAACUCAUCAGCGAUGCAUCAUCCUCUAUCAUCAGCGUUGCUGAGCGAAAGGAUGCUGAUCGCCGUACCACCAGCGUGUUGCCUUCACAGCGUAUGGGAAAUCGCUUUCGAAGGCUGUCCACUCAGAGCUCGGUUGAUAAGGAUGAGAUCCGGAAGUUUGCGGCACUUGCGGAUCAAUGGUGGGACAGCAAGGGACCUUUUGCGGAGCUGAUGCGAAUGAACCCUGCUCGACUGUCGUUUAUCCGCUCUGCGAUUUGUCGGUACUACGGGAAAGACCAGAACAGCCCGAAACCGCUCGCGGGUAUGACAGCGGUGGAUGUAGGCUGCGGAGGCGGUUUUCUCUCGGAGUCUCUGGCAAGACUUGGAGCAACUGUUACUGCUAUUGAUGCUACGCAGGAGAACCCAGUGGUCGCGGCAGCUCAUGCAGCCCGAGACCCCGUUACAGCGAUGAUCGAGUUCAGGUGUGCGACCGCAGAGCGCCUCGUUGAGGAGGGGAAAACUUUCGAUAUAGUCGCGUCUCUUGAGGUCAUCGAGCACGUAGCCGACCCGAUGGCAUUUUCUGCCUCUCUGGGUGCUCUGUGCAAGCCCGGCGGGGCGAUUUUCGUCUCUACUAUGAAUCGCACAUUGGCCUCAUACUUGUUGGCUAUUGUGGCUGCAGAAAGAGUCCUCCGUUGGGUUCCAAUGGGCACACAUGACUGGCAGCGAUUCAUUUCUCCUGAGGAGCUGACACUCAUGCUGAACAGGGCGGAUGCGGAGGUGCAAGAAAUUGCAGGAAUGCAGCUAAGCUUGCCAUGGAGAAAAUGGGAGCUGUGCCAACAAACAGGUGUCAACUACAUAGCUUUUGCAACUAAACUAGGGGAAACUGGGGCUCGCACACCUGGCGGAAAACCUGCAGAUAUGAAAAGUUGAGCUUGCUAUCAAAGGUAUAAGGGCUGGGAAGUUUGGGCAGAAAGAAUACCAGUGGUCUGGUGGUGGCGGCGUGGGUGAUUAAAUCU